Messenger RNA from Xenopus tropicalis (tropical clawed frog), 1699 nucleotides. It is a transcript of the gene glyatl2, whose product is annotated as glycine-N-acyltransferase like 2. Bases 47 to 895 code for a protein of 282 amino acids. NCBI's taxonomy places the organism in Eukaryota, Metazoa, Chordata, Amphibia, Anura, Pipidae. The record is from RefSeq and is a predicted model, not a curated record. Gene Ontology annotation, cellular component: mitochondrion. The transcript has 5 exons. Gene Ontology annotation, molecular function: glycine N-acyltransferase activity; transferase activity; acetyltransferase activity.
UCCCUCAAGAACAUUGAUCUUUGAAUGGUUUGUACUUUGCUUUUUCAUGAUAUCUUUGCAGUCUCUUGAGAAGCUGGAGCUUCUCAAACAAAAUUUACGCGGUCACCUUCCAGAUGCUCUGAAGAUCUAUGGAAGUCUAUUCUCAAUACUUAAAGGAAAUCCUUUCAAUUUGGAGGUGCUUGUAGAUUCCUGGCCAAAUUAUGGAGCUGUUAUGACACGUCCUCUGACAGCUCCACCUAUUUGUGAUCCUUACACCAACUCAUACAGUUUCUUUAUAAGAGAUGAAAACAGAAUACAUGCUGUUCUGGAACAUAUCAACUGGAAUCAGGCAUUUGAAAUUCAAUCAAUGCAAAAUUACUUCAUGAAUAAAAUCAGGCAUGAGGCAGCACAAAGGAAUGUGGACACUGAGAUAUCACUGUUGAGGACAUAUUAUCAAGGAACACAAAAGGAAACUGGUGGUGAGCAGGUUCAGAGACAUCAGAAGAAUCUGGAGUUUUGCAGUCUUUCACCAGCAUAUGUAUCACUUGUUGAUGAUUCCUGGACUUUUGGCAGAUGCUCCGCAAGUCAGGAAUAUGUUAGUCUCUGCAUUAAGUCACAUCCCUCAUGUUGUGUGUUGGACAGUGGGAUCCCAGUGUCAUGGGUGCUAUGUGAUCACUAUGGGGCAAUGCGUAUGCUCUAUACUGUUCCUCAGGAAAGACGCAAGGGUCUUGGGUCAAAAGUUUGCAGUGUACUGUCAGAAAUCAUGACAAAGCAAAACAGGCCAAUCUACUGCCAUGUAGAAGAGGAAAACAUUCCAUCCCAACUCAUGUUUAAAGAUUUGGGCUUGCAGGAGACAGAAAGCAAGCUACUCUGGGUGAGAUCAAAAUCUGAGCAUAAUUUGACUGGUUCAUUAUAGUGGGCAGCUAUGAUAGUGAAGAUUUACAGUGCAAAAUGUGAUAAUUACAGGUAUCACAGAAUACUGUGUGAAACAUGAAUAUUAAAUAUACUUUACAAAAUAUCAGCCUUUUUAUAAUAAUUUCCAAUGCUUUACUGUCAAGUAAUAUCGGGUCAGAUUUUAUUUAAUAAGAAAAACUUCUCUCAAUUAAAUUCCAAAUUCUCCCAUAAUUUUCAGUGUUUUGUAAUGUCAUUGCUGUGAUCCUAUAUGAUCUUAACAAUACACUGUUUUUCUGUUUAUGCCUAUGAUUAAGUGUGUAUUGCCACAAAAUGCUUUAGGCGUGAUUGUUUUUAAUGGAUGUAUAAAUACGGAUUUAAAUGAGUAUCCCAUGAUCUUCUGGUGUGCAAGAAGCCUCUUUUGUCUUAAAAGAGAAGGAAAGGCUAAGUCACUGGGGUGUGCCAAAAUGUUGCUUACCUUUUACCCCAGGCUGGUGCUCCUUUGAGAAGAAAACUGCACCAGCACAGGGUACCCGCAAGCAAGUGUCUCCCCUUCCUUUUUCUGUCUUUGCGUUGUGCAUGUGCAGUAGAGUGAAAAGCUGAACUUAAACAAAAAAGUCGGCUAUUUCACUCUAAUGCGCCAAGUGCGACUGACAUUUUUGGCAUUUUGCAUAAUGCCUUCCAGUUUAAAUGAAUUGUAGCAGGUGUCUGUUCUACUAAUCUGCCUGCAUUUGACAACAUGUAUUUUUGAAGGGGAGUUGCACAUAGGAACUCCCUCACCUGCUCUUAUGUGUCAACUAAAUAAAUAAAUAAUAAAUUAAUCUUUUAA